AUGCAAAAUGUCGCCGAUGAGCAACGGACUCUCGCUAACACACGCAGGCAUGUCUUCGGCAUCCUACACAACCCGGAAGUCAUCAAUCCUCGGUCGUCCCUCAGCACUCUGACCAGUCUGUCUCUUCCUUCCAGCUCGAACAGGAGUUCUCCCAAGCUCGAUGCCCACCGCCCGUCGCUCCGGCAUAGCCACUGGAGUAGCAUCAGUGGUGCGUCCACGGAUAGUGAAAAUGCAUCUUCAAGAGGCGAACCGGACAUGAUCUGGCUACCUGUGGUUGCGCGCGUCAGUACGCAUGUUGUGCGCCUAGAGAGAGAGUUUCAAUACAACCAGUGGAUGAUGAAGGAAUGCGAUCCAGAGUGUACCCACACCGUUCGACCGAUCGAAAUCUUCAAACUGCCCGCUACCCCCGGCGAUGAACAGCCUCUGAUUGCUUGCGUCUAUGAAGCGCCGGGGAAGAACUAUCUCGGAGAAGUUUUAGAUUUUGGCCCGGCUUUCUAUGGAAGGCAGGUCCAUCGACAAAACACCGAUGGCACGCCGGGCGAACGUGUACCACUUCAAGCAUUCCUGGACUUUGCCCUCGGGGCCUCGGAAGCGCUUGAAUUGCUACACCAUGGAGCCAAAAUAAUCCAUGGCGAGAUCAGAGCUGACAGUUUUCAUUGGAAUCGUGAAACCAACUCUAUCAAGCUCGCAAAUGGAGGCAACGGCCCUCGCUCAUUUGACAAUAUCUUAUCAAGUGAAGGUUGGGCUACGCUGAGUAGGGAACUCGGUGUCAAGACGAAACUACAGUUCAUUGCUCCUGAGCAGACAGGGCGUCUUGCAGCGGAUCCUGACAGUCGGACAGACAUAUAUAGCCUUGGCGUUCUUUUCUGGACUCUUCUUACAGGACAACCUGCCUUUGAUGCGGAAACACCUAUCGAUAUUAUCCAGAGGGUUCUCACCCAUCGCCUACCCCAGGUCACAGCUAUCCGCAUGGAUAUUCCUGACGCCAUCUCACACAUCAUCGCAAGGAUGACCCAGAAACAAAUGGAUGAGCGAUAUCAUUCUAUUAGUGGAGUCAAAUACGAUUUGUUGCAGAUCCAGAAGUUUUUGGGCGAGGGCGAUCAGGAAAAGAUCAAGAAUUACAAGGUUGGCCAACGAGAUGUAUCGUCUUUCUUCAUUCUCCCAUCCAAACAGUUUGGGCGGAAUUCCGAGAUUGAGAAAAUCACCAAGAUCAUUGAAAAAGCACAUAAACGGCAUAGCUCGACAGGUACUCGCCAUUCACCUUCACAAGCCGGACUUCUCAGUGCCGCUUCUAAUUCUUCUAUGUCUGACGGCCGGCCAGACGGUCCAGAGCUAGGCGAUGGGUCUGAUUCCUCCAGCUCCUUUGGAUUUAGGGAGUCUCGGAGCAAUUCUACCACGAUUGGGCUUGAUGGCCCGUCUUUCACUCCAAAUUUUGGGAGCAAGCCUAAUCUUCUGGGCAAACGUCUUACUAGUUCACGUGGUGGCCCACUGGACUCUUUGUCCGAUCGCGAUAGCAGUUUGUCUAGCGGUCUGCAAUCGACACCCGAUAGUGUACCGGGGAUGAUGACAAGACGUCGCAAUAGCCACAAGUUCAAGCGGCGCACAAAGACGGAGGUGGUCACAAUCCUGGGCCCUGCUGGAGUAGGCAAGACGGCCCUCAUCAAAGCGAUUCAGCCAUCCAUCCGUCGUCACGGCUACUUUGCUUUGGGCCGAUUUGACCGAGCUCGACCAUCUCCUUUCGAACCGAUGAUCAAAGUCAUGGCGAGUUUGUUCAGGCAAAUAUUCUCCGAGAAAGAUGUAAAUACACCUUAUCACGAACACUUGCGAGCGCACGUCAGCCCUUUUUGGCCCAUUCUGAGUUCAAUGCUGGAUUUACCUGCAACUCUACUUGAUGUCACAGUGCUCUCAAAGAAGCUCUUAACAAAGGGGGAUACGACUACGGCGACGCAGAGUGUCAACACGGAAGUGCCGACAAUUGACAGUGGGCACAAGGCAGUAAAUGGGACGGCAAACCAUAGCUUAUGGGAUGCGAACGAUUUUCUUCGUGGCCCUGCUAAUACCAGGUCUAUACGACUCAUCAAUACCUACAUGGAUGUUCUUCGGACGAUCUGCACCGGCAAGCUGAUCUGUCUAUGUCUUGACGAUCUGCAGGCAGCUGAACCGGAGUCAAUAAAUUUGCUAAUGCAUAUCAUCAAGGCUAAAAUUCCUGCCGUUUUGUUGCUAUCGAGUCGUGUCGAAGACGGACAGAUUCCAGACUCCACGGCAAAGAUCCUCGAGCUCGACUCGAACAACAAAAUUGAGCUUGGAAAUCUCCGGGAAAAGUACGUUUUUGAGUAUGUUGCUGCAACUAUGUCUCAACCCGUCGAAACGGUCGUGCCUCUCGCUGCGGUGGUGUAUGCAAAAUCAGAGGGAAAUCCCUUUCUGUUUAAAGAUAUCCUCCAGACCUGCUACCAGCGUGAAUGCUUGUGGUACGAUUGGAGAGCAUCAGGCUGGCAGUUUGAUCUGGACAAAAUUUUCGAUGAAUUUGCCUCGGAUUCACGCUUCUCGGGCGCUGAAUAUCUGCAAAGACGCCUUCAAGAAAUAUCACCUGCAUCAAGAUCCAUCCUUGCAUGGGCCUCGUUAUUGGGAAGCACGUUUUCUUUCAAGUUGAUCCAACACAUCAUGUCAGGCGAACAUUUCUACAGCAGUGGGAGAGAUCAGGCAAAUGAUGCUACCUGUCCCAAGCGCGCCAAAUUGUUCAACCUUUCUGAAUCGGACUUGGUGAAUGGAUUGCAACAGUUGGUCAACUCCUACAUCAUUACUCCCGGACAAACCGAUGAUGAGUUUCGCUUCUCUCAUGCGCGAUACUUGAAAGCUGCGAAUGAGAUGCGAGAGUGUCAAAACACCACGAAGAUGCAUUUUAUCAUUGCCCAGACAAUGAUGGCUUAUCUCAGCCAAUGCAAGUAUAGUCUCUAUCCAUUAUCCCGUCAUAUCUGUCUUUCUGCCGACAUUAUCAAGCAGCGCGUUCCUGUACGCAUGCGUUAUCGAGACGUGCUGUGGCGAGGAGCCCAGAAAGCACUCGAGACGGGAGCAACGCCAACAGGUCUAGAGUAUUACAAAAGCGCGCUCAAACUGCUACAGGACGAUAAGUGGAACAGUGAUGACCCUGACGUCUUCUACGAUGAGACUUUACAAUUGACCGUUAACACCGCGGAGGUCAUGUACAUGCAAGGCGAAGUAACAGAGGCUUUGGCUCUUCUAGAGGAUACCUUUCAGCAUGCGCGGUGUUCCGCGGACAAAACAAGGUCAUACAUUCUCAAAGGCAGGAUCCUGUCAUCUCUAGGUCAAUACCUACUUGCUUUCGAAGCACAUCGGGAGUGUUUGGCAGAGCUUGGAUUGCCAUUGCCCGAAAAGACCUGGGAGGAGUGUGAUCUAGAUUUCAAGAGGCUGGAAUUCCGCUUGCGAGAAACCAACCGAGAAGAACUCAUUGCACGACCCCUCAGUGACGACAGAACCGUAAUCGCUUUAGGAACUCUUCUCAGUGAAGCUCUCGGAGCUCUCUACUGGUCAGACGCCUUAAGGUGGUAUCAGUUGGUCACUGAGUACAUCUCGGCUAUCCUAGACCGUGGCGCAUUCCUUCAAGCCGGACUAGGUUUUGCGAUGAUGGGUGCCGCAGCGAUAGGUCGUUUCAAAGACAUAGAAUUGGGUCUCUUAUGUGGUGAGAUGGCUCAAGAGUACUUCACGCUAUACGACGACCCUUGGACGCGUGGCAGAGGGUGGACUCUGUACACCUUAUUCAUUGGCCAUUUUCAGACACCAGUUCGAAAUCUCCUUCCCAUCCUCGAUAACGCGCUCGAGUACUCACUGUCGUCGGGAGAUCGAUUUGUAAGCAUCUUGAAUAUCGGUGUGAUGGCUAUUUCGAGGCUUUGGUCUGGACAGGAUUUGUCCGAAGUAGAGGCAUUCUGCAAUUAUGGACCAGAAGAAUUUGACGAUUGGGAAAGCGACCAUCGAGGUGGCACGCUACUGAUGAUUACGCGACAGGCGGCUCGAGCUUUGCAGGGAAAGACUGGAAUUGAAGACGUCAAUACGGUCCUCGAUGAUGACAAACACAAGAGAGCUCAGUGGCUUGCGGAAUGCGCAAAGGCUGCCAACCCCGAGCGACCGCGUGAUAUUUACAUGGCUGUCGGCCUCCUAGUCUAUACCAUCUUGGGCUAUCACGAAUUUGUGGUGGAAACCGGCUCAGCGUUGCUGGCGACGGGCUUGGACGAACUGUGGUCUAACAGGCCAGCCUAUGGUGCACGUUUUGCCCUGGGUAUGUCGCUUUUGGCUAUAGCUCGAACUAAGCCUGAGGAGGAGCGUGGCCCGUACAUCGACAAAGCGAAGAUUAUGAAGCGAGACAUUGACGAACUUGGCAGGGUGAAUGAUGUCAACUUCUACGCAUGGUCACGCCUCCUGGACGCUGGCAUCUGUGAGUUAACAGGUGUAUAUUCUGGCAUCAUUUCAAACCUGGAGGCCGCUGUGGACCACUGCCAAGUCCACGGGUUUGCUUUGGAGGAAGCUCUUGCUAUUGAAAUGCAGGCUGAAUUUCUUCUUGCCAAAGGCGCGAAGAGGGCCGGUAAGGUCAUGAUACAAGAAGCCAUCACCGCCUGGAAUCGGAUCAAUGCCAGUGGGAAAGCCAAACAGCUUUCAGACAAGCAUGAGUGGCUGAUCAAGACUGCAACUACGUCGCGUACGGUGGAAGCGACGACCCAGACAGAAGACCUGCAUGCUCUCCCUGUGUCGGAGGAGGCUCAGGCACAAAUCAAGAGGGAGUACACGACCGCCUGGGUUCAGCCCAAGGGUGCGGGCGCAACUCAUUCGUCUCCGGAUGUACCUGGGCUGGGUCUCGAUAUCUUGGACCUGACCUCUAUCCUUGAGUUCUCCAGAGUUAUCAGCUCCGAAUUGCAGAUAAACAACCUUCUGUCCAAGAUGAUAUCUGUCAUCCUGGAGUCCGUCGGAGGACAGGCGGAGUUCUGCGCUAUUGUCAUAGACUCGGAAGACCAAGGAUGGUGUGUCGCCGCCAGCGCGGAUCACGAGACUGGUGUCAAAACAUACCCUGAUGGUAUCCCGUUUUCAGAAGUUGAUGAUCAGGCAGCGCAACAGAUCACGCAUUACUUGCUUCGCACGAAGGAAACUGUUUUCGUGCAGAAUGUGCUCGAAGAUGACCGCUUUUCGAACGUCGGAGAUGCAUAUCUGGCCCGAAACCCACAAGGACGGUCGAUUAUUGCAAUCCCAAUCAUACAAGCCGAUCAUCUAAUGGGCGUGAUUCAUCUGGAAGGGCGACCGAACGCAUUCACGCAACGGAACAUGAUUGUUCUCAACCUGUUGACGAAUCAAGUUGCCAUUUCUCUCGGCAAUGCUCUUCUAUAUCGGAAGGUCCGAAAAGUGAGCGCAUCCAAUGCUAGCAUGGUCGAAUCGCAGAAACGUGCGCUUGUAGCUGCACGAGAGGCCGAGACCAAGGCAAAGAAAGCGGAGGCCGAGGCAAUGCACAACGUCAAAUUGAAAGAAGAAGCCGCCAAAGCCAAGUCUAUCUUCCUUGCCAAUGUUAGCCACGAGCUCCGGACGCCGCUCAAUGGCGUAAUUGGCAUGUCAGAACUUCUCAAGGGCACGCCGUUGAGCAAAGACCAAGAGCAGUAUGCCGACAGCAUUCGCGUCUGUGCGGAUACUCUCUUGACUGUGAUCAACGAUAUCCUUGACUUCUCUAAGCUAGAGGCAGGAAAGAUGCAAAUGUUCACAGUGCCUCUCAACCUCAAGGAGACCAUUACAGAGGUGGUAAGAGCUCUAGCCUACACGAACCAGGAGCACGGCCUCCAAACCAUUGAGGACUUGCAGAUUGAUGAUGGCCUGGUGCUCGGUGAUCCAGUCCGACUGCAUCAAAUUUUCAUGAACUUGUUAAGCAACGCCUACAAGUUUACUCCUCAAGGUUCAGUUACUGUCCGAGCACGCAAGAACGCAGAAUCACGAGACAGGGUCAAGAUCACCUGCUCCGUAGCCGAUACUGGCAUUGGUAUAACGCAGGAACAGCUCGCUCGGCUAUUUCAACCGUUCUCCCAGGCAGACUCAUCCACGGCUCGAUCAUAUGGUGGAAGCGGUCUCGGCCUGAGCAUCUGCAAAGCUAUGAUCGAGAACGUGCUCGGCGGUAAAAUUUGGAUCGAGUCUACACCGGGCGUCGGCACAACUGUCUCAUUCACUCUGACUUUCCAAAAGGCACCCAAGGAUAGUAGUGUGCCCGGUGAUAUGAAGAUUGCCGCCAAGGAUCCUGAUCCAAUGGCCAAUUGGUCCCAAGCAGCCAGCCCCGAGACGGAGCAGAAGAACAUCAGCUUUUGCGACUUGUCCAAGAUACCGCGCGAGGAAAUUCGUGUGUGCAUUGCCGAGGACAACCAGAUCAACCGAAAGAUUGCCAUUUCUUUUGUCAAGAAGAUUGGAUUCACCUGUGAGGCAUACGAGGAUGGCAAACAAGCAUACGAUGCUCUGAAGGCACAAAGUAAAGCGGGUAAACCAUUUCACCUGGUGCUUAUGGAUGUUCAAAUGCCGGUUCUGGAUGGUUAUGAGGCGACCAAGGCCAUUCGAGCCGACCCCGAUCUUAACGUCAGUCAAGUUCUCAUCAUCGCUAUGACAGCGUCAGCUAUUCGUGGCGACCGAGAAAAGUGCUUGGAGGCAGGAAUGAAUGACUAUCUCGCGAAGCCGGUGCGACAGACAGCGUUGAAAUCAAUGAUCGACGAAUAUCUCAAUAACACCAAGCUGGCUGCCGACGUUACAACAAAUGGAUCAACAAGCCUGACUCCGGGAGACAAGCUCAAUGGGACGCGGGGAGAAGAAGCUUCUCAACCUGUAAAGACGAUGGCCAACGGAGAUUUUCCAUCCCCUACCGGCGAAAGACCCAAAUCCAGACGGCCGUUCAAACGGGUGAUGAAAAAAAUCGAUAGCACCAUUGCCGAAGUGAAAGAAGACCAAAACCGAAGUGACAGUCCACCAAGUGGGAAACGGGCGACGGACGAGUUGGGCAAGAUCAGCAGUGAAAGUAUCCCGCCCAAAGAUUUCAUGCUCGUGGCGAGCCCUACUGUCGAUGGAAACGGGGCGCUACUAAAUGGAGCCGAGUCUGCUUCUGGAAACAGUGGAGAAGCUCCUGCAUUCACCCCAGGUCCGCCUCCACUCAAUGGAGAGGCCAAUGGAAGCAAAUAG
This is a messenger RNA of Exophiala spinifera, 7200 nucleotides long. RefSeq lists its product as uncharacterized. The record is from RefSeq and is a predicted model, not a curated record. The transcript has a single exon. Gene Ontology annotation, biological process: protein phosphorylation; phosphorelay signal transduction system. Lineage: Eukaryota; Fungi; Ascomycota; Eurotiomycetes; Chaetothyriales; Herpotrichiellaceae. Gene Ontology annotation, molecular function: ATP binding; protein binding; phosphorelay sensor kinase activity. Bases 1 to 7200 code for a protein of 2399 amino acids.